Pseudophryne corroboree (corroboree frog) is the source of this 1786-nucleotide messenger RNA. RefSeq names its product FA complementation group L (gene FANCL). Gene Ontology annotation, molecular function: ubiquitin protein ligase activity. The record is from RefSeq and is a predicted model, not a curated record. NCBI's taxonomy places the organism in Eukaryota, Metazoa, Chordata, Amphibia, Anura, Myobatrachidae. Bases 392 to 1510 code for a protein of 372 amino acids. Gene Ontology annotation, biological process: interstrand cross-link repair; protein monoubiquitination. Gene Ontology annotation, cellular component: nucleus; Fanconi anaemia nuclear complex. The transcript is spliced from 14 exons.
UGUGUCUGUCACUGUGUGUUAGUGUGUGAGACAGUGUUACUAACAUGUAGCGCUCUGUGGCAGUACGUCGGUGUGUGCAGCAAGGCAUGCUGGGAAUUGUAGUCUGCUGCAGAACGGCGGCGGGAACAGAGCUUGUCCCAGACUCACAGGCAGAGUGUAACCUACCGGUGUAUGAGAGCGGACCUGUGAUUGGUCAGCACUCUGUGUGGCGGCCCCUCUGCCCGAUCACAGCCUAUGAUUGUAUGAAGGUGGUUCGCAGUCUCCUCCUCCCUCAGCCUGGCCGGUCAUACUGACACUGUGUUGCAGUGUAAGAGUUGUAGCCUUGGUGCAGUGAGUUCGUAGUAACUGUGUGUCAGUGUGUGGCACUAGUCACAGAGAGUUGUGUUGUGUUAUGUGUGACAGGAGUCUGCUCAGUCAGUGCCCGCUGCUCCUACCCCAGGAUCUGCACGGGAGAGUCUAUGAUGGGUUCAUCACUGCCCAGGAUAAAGAUUUUCGACUCAGGGUCAUUUUGCCUGCAGAUUUAAAACUCCAAAAUGCAAGGAUAGAGUGCAGUUGGCAGUUAAAGAAAGUUCUGCAAGGAUAUCAGCAUGUUGUAAAGCAGAGAUUACAGCACAGUCCAAAUCUUACAAGUUUUAUGUUGGAACUAAAGACUAUAUUGGAUGUCGCUCUGAAAAAUACAAGUUCAUUAGAUGCAUCACCAGCUCCACAGUAUUACUCCCUCCUUGUGAAGGACAUUGAGAAUUUGGGUUGGGAUAAGUUAUUGUUUGUUGAUAAUGAGUUCAGUACAAUCAAGUUAAAAAUUGAAGAUUCUUCAGGGCGAGAGCAUGUAAUCCUUCUGAGGUUGGGUGCACGGUACCCAUAUAAGGCUCCGGAUUGCAGCGUAGACUUACCAGUACCAUUUUCCAUCUCAUGGACACCACAAAGUAAUCUACAAGACAUUUAUAACCAAGUUUUGUUGACCUUGGAGUCAUUAAAAGAUUUUUGGGAUGCAUUAGAUGAAAUAGACAAGAAGACAUGGGUACUGGAACCAGAGAAACCCACACGAAGUGCCACUGUGAGAAGGAUUGCGAUAGGUAACAAUGUGUCCAUUACAAUUGACCUAGAUCCCAGACAUCCCACGAUGAUCCCAGAAUGUUACUUCCUUGGAGCAGAUCAUGUGGUACAUCCUUUAAAAGACAAGCUGAAUAGCAACAUACAUUUAUGGGAUCCAGAAACUGGAUUGUUUCAAAACCUGAAAGAUAUUUUAGAAAUAGAGUUUCCAUCGCAAUCUGAUUUUAAGAAAUCCGAUUUUAGUAUGGACUGUGGCAUAUGCUAUGCUUAUAGGCUGGACUCUGCCAUUCCAGAUCAGGUGUGUGAUGACCCCCACUGUGGGCAGCCCUUUCACCAAGCCUGUUUAUAUGAGUGGUUGAACACACUCCCCUCUAGUAGACAAAGCUUUAACAUUAUAUAUGGUGAAUGUCCUUACUGUAGCAAGCCUAUAACGCUGAAGCUGUCUAAUAAGACAUUUUGACUGGCUAAGAAGAUGGCCAUCUGACAUAAUGGAAUGGAGUUAAUAUAAUAAACAAUAGAUCAUUACCAAAAGUAUUGGAACAGCUAAAGCAUAUUUAUAUAAACUUUGACGAUCCUGAUGAUGAAUAUUAGGUUCAUAUGAAGAUUGGCUUUCUUUCAAGUCAUAAUCUUGAAACCAUUCAUCUUUGUCUAAAUGACCUUUGUAAUUCUGAAUAAAGUUCACAUUGACUGUUCCCUGAAAACAAAUACAAAAUUAUUAAAGAUUUAAAGCAUAUCA